Effrenium voratum is the source of this 1254-nucleotide messenger RNA. The record is from the annotation of a GenBank genome assembly. NCBI's taxonomy places the organism in Eukaryota, Dinophyceae, Suessiales, Symbiodiniaceae.
GAACCAGACAGUCACCAAACUGAGCAUGGCUGCGGAUGCGCUGCGAUAUUUGCAGGAGCAAAGCCGCGAGAUGGGCGGAACUCCUUUGGGCCAAGAGUACGAAACUGCGGCUGCUGCUGCAGGGCCCGCCGUGGCUUUGGCCCAGGACCCGCAGCCAACGCUGCCUCGGCUUGAGGAGGAGCUGCGAACGCUGCAUGAGCAUGCCUGGACGCAGCUGCAUCAGAAAACAGACAGGCCCUUGGCUCCCUGGCGCGAGGUCUUUGCAGUGUCCUGCCUGAUGCGCUGCGAGCUGGAAGGCCGCGCGGGACGGCCUUUGGAGGCACUGCGCUUGGUAGACCUUGGUCUGAUCCUUGGAGGCCCCGAGACCUUUGUGGCGCCCGGCCUCUUCCAGCACGCUCGGAGCCUCGCCUUUGAACUCUCUGAGAGUCCCAGUGCCAAGCGUCCGCGACAAGGCCGCCUCUUUGAGGCGGGAACCGAAGUUCUCCCCACGCUGCGACGACGCUGCGCUCAGCGGGAGGAGGUGGACCUAGAGACCUUUUUGGUGUCCCACUUCGCGCCAAAGACCCCGCUGAUUCUGCGCAAAGGCUGCGCCUGGCCGGCGGUAAGGCGCUGGUCAGAGGAGUCCUUUUGGUGCGGAGGACCGUUAGGUCAACGCUUCGUGCCCGUGGAGACGGAUUAUUGGAUGGAUGAGGGCUUUAAGAUCAUGCAGCUGUGCGACUUCGUGCAGCAUUGCAGUGAGGUCGAGGGGCACUCUUCAGCUCCAUCCCGUGGCGGCUACUUGGCGCAGCAUGCCUUGUUUGACCAGCUGCCGGAACUGGAGGCAGACAUCCUGACCCCGGAGCUAGCUUUGUGCGGCGAAGGAUCGCUUCUCCGGCAGGUGUUCUUCGGGCCGAAGGGAACGGUGACUCCUCUGCACUUCGACCCUUACGAGAACAUCUUUUGCCAGGUGGUUGGCGUGAAGUACCUGCGCCUUUUUCCACCCAGCGAGUCUGAGAAUCUGUACCCUCGUGAGGGUGACCUGAGCAACAACUCCCGGCUAGAACCUGCAGACCUGCUGGCAGGCGAGUCCGCUGAGGGCGCAUACGGGGACUUCCCAAAGCUGCAGAAAGCAGAGUUUCAGGAAGCAGUCUUGCAGCCCGGGGACUUGUUGUACCUUCCCAUGGGGUGGUGGCACUACGUCAAAAGCUUCUCCACCUCGAUCUCCAUAGCGUUCCAUUUCACCUAGGCAACUGCUGUGAAGGCUGCGCAGGUGGC